AUUUAAUUAUAUCCGGCCGACGCUUCUCCCGCUCUGAAGACUGCGCGCGAACGACGUUCAGAGGUUGCUCUAAGAUCGUGUUUCGCGUGAUUCUUCCAUCGACCCUUCAGCAUAGAGUUCGAACGCUGACAAGACGUCCGUUUGCGCGACGCCGAGCGUUCACCGGCGACCACGCGGCGGAUUUGCGGUUCUCCAAGUGUUUCUUCACGAAGAUUCGCUUCUAGCCAGGAAACCUUUUGGUUUGACUGCCAAACUCAAUUUCAGGGAGAUGGGGGGAGAAAAUGACAUGAAAACGUGGAUUUCUGAUCAGUUAAUGUCACUGCUUGGUUUCUCUCAGCCAACGAUUGUACAGUAUAUGAUUGGACUAUCCAAACAAGCAGCAUCACCUGCCGAUGUAGUGAGCAAGUUGGUGGUGGAUUUUGGCUUGCCAUCUUCCAAUGAAACAUUGGCUUUUGCUGAAGGAAUUUUCUCUAGAGUGCCACGCAAGAAAUCAACUGGUCUAAAUCUUUAUCAGAAGCAAGAGAGAGAAGCUGCAAUUUUAGCAAGAAAUCAAAAAAAAUAUACACUACUCGAUGCUGACGACGAAGAAGUUCUUGAAGAUAAAGGAGGCAGUGGUGAUCCCCGAGAAACAGAAAAUCGCAAAAAACGCUUUAGAAAGAAAAACGAAUAUCAAGAAGAUGAAGAUGAUGAGGAAGAAAGUGCUCUUGAAAGAGAAAAUAGGCAGGUUAAAAGACGAACUUCCAGUUCUGAAGAUGAUGGCUCUGAGUCGGAGGAAGAGCGACAGCGUGAUCAAAGAGAGAGGGAGCAGUUAGAGCGAAAUAUAAGAGAACGUGAUGCUGCUGGAACCAAAAAGUUAACAGAACAGAAAUUGAGCAGGAAGGAGGAAGAAGAGGCAAUUCGGAGAUCCAAAGCUUUGGAGAAUGAUGGAACUGAUACUUUGAGGAAAGUUUCAAGACAGGAGUACUUAAAGAAAAGGGAGGAGAAGAAACUGGAAGAAAUCAGAGAUGAUAUAGAAGACGAGCAAUAUCUUUUUGACGGUGUGAAGCUUACUGAAGUAGAAUAUCGGGAACUAAGGUAUAAGAAAGAAAUAUAUGAGCUUGUGAAGAAGCGGACAGACGAGGCUGAUGAAAUCAAUGAGUACAGGAUGCCUGAAGCUUAUGAUCAGGAAGGAGGUGUUAAUCAGGAUAAGAGGUUUGCAGUGGCAAUGCAGCGGUAUAGGGAUUCAGGUGCUGCAGAUAAAAUGAACCCAUUUGCAGAACAAGAGGCAUGGGAGGACCACCAAAUAGGGAAAGCAUCAAUGAAAUUUGGUUCCAAAAAUAAGAAGCAAGCCGAUGAUUAUCAGUUUGUAUUUGAGGAUCAGAUUGAGUUUAUUAAGGCUUCAGUUAUGGAAGGUGAUGAGUUUGUUGAUGAACAUCAGAUUGAAUCACUUGAAAAGUCCAAGGCGAAGUCAGCUCUGGAGAAGCUGCAGGAAGAGAGAAAAACAUUGCCAAUUUAUCCAUAUCGUGAUCAGUUACUCCAAGCUGUAAAUGAUUAUCAGGUUCUUGUAAUUGUCGGUGAAACUGGUUCGGGAAAAACCACACAGAUACCUCAAUAUCUUCAUGAAGCUGGGUACACAAAGCGAGGAAAAGUUGGAUGCACACAACCGCGUCGAGUUGCAGCUAUGAGCAUUGCUGCCCGAGUAUCUCAAGAACUGGGUGUCAAGCUUGGCCAUGAGGUUGGUUAUUCAAUACGUUUUGAGGAUUGCACGUCAGAUAAGACUAUUUUGAAGUACAUGACAGAUGGGAUGUUGUUACGAGAAUUCCUUGGCGAACCUGACCUUGCAAGCUACAGUGUUAUAAUGGUGGACGAGGCUCAUGAAAGAACAUUAUCAACUGAUGUUCUGUUUGGGUUAGUGAAGGAUAUUGCGAGGUUUCGACCUGAUUUGAAAUUGCUAAUUUCAAGUGCAACACUUGAUGCGGAGAAGUUCAGUGAUUACUUUGAUUCAGCUCCAAUAUUUAAAAUUCCUGGUAGACGAUAUCCUGUAGAAAUUAACUUCACAAAAGCUCCAGAAGCGGACUAUUUAGAUGCAGCAAUUGUGACUGCGCUUCAGAUUCAUGUCACAAAGCCUCCAGGAGAUAUAUUGGUGUUUCUCACUGGUCAAGAAGAGAUUGAAGCGGCUGAGGAAAUAAUGAAACAUAGAACUCGAGGACUAGGCACAAAAAUUGCCGAACUCAUUAUCUGCCCCAUAUAUGCCAACUUACCAACAGAGCUACAGGCUAAGAUAUUUGAACCCACACCCAUAGGAGCAAGGAAAGUUGUCCUGGCAACUAAUAUAGCAGAGACAUCAUUAACGAUUGAUGGAAUAAAAUAUGUUAUUGAUCCUGGCUUUUCAAAAAUAAAAUCCUAUAAUCCAAGGACUGGGAUGGAGUCGUUGCAAGUGAGUCCCAUUUCUAAAGCAUCAGCAAACCAAAGAGCAGGCCGUUCUGGACGAACAGGCCCUGGAAUGUGCUUUCGUUUGUAUACUGCUUAUAGUUAUUAUAAUGAGAUGGAAGACAAUACAGUACCAGAAAUUCAAAGAACAAACCUUGCUAAUGUUGUGCUUACACUUAAGAGCCUUGGUAUUCAUGACUUGGUAAAUUUUGAUUUUAUGGACCAACCUCCAUCUGAAGCAUUGUUAAAAGCUUUGGAACUUCUCUAUGCACUUGGUGCUUUAAAUAAACUGGGCGAACUGACUAAGAUGGGCAGGCGGAUGGCUGAGUUUCCUCUUGAUCCCAUGCUUUCCAAGAUGAUGGUUGCUUCUGAGAAGCACAAGUGUUCAGAUGAGAUUAUUUCUAUUGCAGCUAUGCUCUCUAUUGGAAAUUCUAUCUUUUAUCGCCCGAAGGAUAAACAAGUUCAUGCUGACAAUGCUCGAAUGAAUUUUCACACUGGGAAUGUGGGGGAUCACAUUGCAUUGCUGAAGGUCUACAACUCUUGGAGGGAAACAAAUUACUCUACGCAAUGGUGCUAUGAGAACUACAUCCAGGUUAGAAGUAUGAAACGUGCUAGAGAUAUCAGAGAUCAACUUGAAGGGCUAUUAGAAAGGGUUGAAAUCGAACUGACUUCAAACUUGAAUGACUUGGAUGCAAUAAAGAAGACCAUAAUAUCUGGUUUUUUCCCUCACUCUGCAAAGUUACAAAAGAAUGGCUCGUACCGGACCAUUAAGCAUCCACAGACAGUUCAUAUACAUCCAAGCUCAGGGUUGGCUCAGGUUCUUCCCAGAUGGGCUGUGUACCAUGAAUUAGUAUGUACCUCAAAGGAAUACAUGAGACAGGUAACGGAAUUGAAGCCCGAAUGGUUGGUUGAAAUUGCUCCACAUUUCUAUCAGCUUAAAGAUGUCGAAGAUUUGAGUCAAAAGAAGAUGCCUCGCGGACAAGGUCGACCUGCAGAGAACUAAACUGUUCGAUGGUUCCAACCCCACAAGGCAGAGACAUCACAAGUAAGAAAUUGUGCAUGAAAGAUAGAGCUUAGACAAUCUUUCAAGGGUUUCUUAUGGGAGAUUUGGUAGAUAAACUCAUCACCUUCUGGUCUGAACUCGGCCGACUAUUAGUUAGCCAACCUUAUACCAUAUUUGUCAAGUAUCGGAUCGGAUGUGUUCUUAGCUAGAAUUUUGACACAACUUUGUGACUUACUUGGUUCAGAGGCUCUAUAGAAAAUGUAUUUGAAGAUGAGUUAAUUUUGUAGUGGCAUUGCUAACUGUAAUCGCUAAUGUAUGUAGAAUAUGUAGUUGAAGAUGAGUUGGUUUUGUAGUUGCUCUGCUAACAACUGAAAUUGUUAAUGUACAUAUUGUCAUAGACUUAUGUCUUCUUUAUAUCUUAGCUUGGUAACUUA
Cucurbita moschata (crookneck pumpkin) is the source of this 3846-nucleotide messenger RNA. Its product is annotated as pre-mRNA-splicing factor ATP-dependent RNA helicase DEAH1. Gene Ontology annotation, molecular function: ATP hydrolysis activity; RNA binding. Gene Ontology annotation, cellular component: catalytic step 2 spliceosome; intracellular anatomical structure. Bases 269 to 3412 code for a protein of 1047 amino acids. The transcript has 28 exons. Lineage: Eukaryota; Viridiplantae; Streptophyta; Magnoliopsida; Cucurbitales; Cucurbitaceae. The record is from RefSeq and is a predicted model, not a curated record.